GCCUCAAAGAAGCAGCUCUAUCGGCCCGCUAAUGAUGCCUCACACAGAGAGCCGAUGCUCCUUUAACUCCAGGCUUUAAUGCGAAGUUUCUGAGCCUGAGACAACAGCUUUAGAGCUGGGGUGUGCCAUCAGCUGCUCGCAGCUAGCUCCCUGUCUACCGCUUGAACUCAGGCUGGCCGGCUUGCAGAAUGGAAACUAGACAGGCUUCUACCUACCUGUAACCGUGUUCCACCAGGAGAUGGAUCAAGCAUUUGCUUAGCCACAUCCAGCAAACACAAUCGGACCUAGCAGAGGGAGGACGCAGAUUCUCUGCCUGGUGGGGAAAGCCCACCCGGCCUGACAAUCUUAUAACUCAGCCCUUCCAGGGAGCAGCCACCAUGAUCUCUCCACACUGAUGAUGGAAGAAAGGGGAACCAGGAGAUACUGUGUUUUGGAUUCCCUGGAUGAUGGAUGAAGGACAGCCCGUCCCUUCACCCCUGGUACCCCUUGGGAACUUAUCAGAUUCUAGCAUGUCUCUGGAACAAAAAACAACAUUCGUUUUUGUGAUUUUGUUGUUUAUCUUUCUGGGCAUCCUCAUCGUCAGGUGCUUCCGGAUUCUUCUAGACCCAUAUCGGAGCAUGCCAACCUCAACCUGGGCUGAUGGGCUUGAAGGCCUAGAGAAAGGGCAGUUUGAUCAUGCCCUUGCUUAGCAGGGGCACAGUAGGCUGCCCUUCAAAGGAGGCACAGUGCUUUAUGUCUGAGCAAAGUUUUCCAUUUGUAAUGUUCUCAGCAAAUCAAAUUUUAACCACAUCUGGCCCUAGGACAAUGAGCCAUUAUUUCAUAAACAUACUCUUGUGUUAAAAUCAUCUUAUCUGAGGAUAAUGGAAAGUUUAUAUUACCAACCCCCAAGUAGGAAGGUGCAGACAUGUGUUUUAUACUCGAUGAAUGAAUAUUGUUGGAGAUGUGAUUGUAAAACCAACAGUACCAAUACUCAUGUGGGCUUCACUGUCAAAUGAAGGACUCUCUCAUCACAUCAGAGAAUAAACAAUCAGAGAAAAUCUGAUGUUAAUACAAGAGACUACUCUAGUCAUCCCUGUCAGUUUCACUUUGUGCACAUUUAGGUCGUGAAAAGGGUGACAUAGCCCGUGCACAGGCAACUUCAAGUGGGUGCUUGUAUUCUCCCAGAGUGAGUAGAACUAGGAAGUGGUGGUGGCUUAGUAAAGAAAGUUCUUUACUUGGUAAAUGUGGAUGAGAAUGCUACUGUCAUUUUCAUUAUUAACUAACGUUGAAGUCUACAGAGUUUGGAAACUACCAGGCCUCAUCUCUGAAUUCCUGUGGCUAACACACUUAGAUACACUGAUGCAUAGUUAGAAUUUUUUUUUGUCUUUACAUUUCUGAUGGAACUAAUGGAUUACAAGCACAACUUCAAGGUUUUGUUUUUAAAGAAAGAUGAUCGCUUAGCUAGGAGACUGUGACUGUAAGAAGAGUAUGCAUUUAUGCCUGCGUGUAGUUACCAAAUAAAAAUUUUUAAG
This is a messenger RNA of Psammomys obesus (fat sand rat), 1511 nucleotides long. It is a transcript of the gene Ctxn3, whose product is annotated as cortexin 3. The record is from RefSeq and is a predicted model, not a curated record. NCBI's taxonomy places the organism in Eukaryota, Metazoa, Chordata, Mammalia, Rodentia, Muridae. Bases 444 to 689 code for a protein of 81 amino acids. The transcript has 3 exons.